GAAUUUUUCAUUGAUUUAUUAGAAAUUGUUCAGGUUUUCCAUUACAUCGGUCAUCCACGCCAAGUGAAAGAUUCGCAUUGCUAGUAAAAUUACCGAAAAAACCGCGGUCAACCAAACAAUUCGCGUCAUUCUAAAGAUACAAAUUUUUAUUCUCAGUGGAGUAUGACGACAUGACGGCAAUGUCGACUGACGAUGUUGGCGGUGCAGAGUAGUAAGUUGAAUUCUGUCGUUCGGAGUCAUCGUCAUCGUUUCGUUAACAUCGCGCGCGCUGUACGUUUUUUCCUUUUUUUAGUUCGUGUUCACAAAAAUGUUCCCGAUAUUAUAAUGUUGUCGCGGCCAACAGACGAACGAUUUUAUUUAAAAAUCGGCCAAUUCUUCUGAGUAUAUAAAACGCUUUAAGGCCGACAAUCUAUAUUAUUUUCGUUGAAAUUUUAUGGUUGAAUAAAGAGAAAAACACACACACACACACACAACAUUGACCGAUUUAAUCGCGAACGAAUAUUGAUAUUCGCGAUAAAUAAGCAAAUUAAUAAAAAAAAAAAAACGAAAAAAAUUGAAGAACGAAAACAGUGUGACCUUUCCUGAGAAAGAAAGAGCCAGAAAGAAAAAAAGAAGGAUCAAAGAUUUAAAAAAAAGAAGUAAUAAGUUCAUACGAAAAAUUUAUUUGCUAUAGAAAAUAAACAAGUUGAAAAGCGACCGAUCUAACUAUUUGAAGAAGAGAAAAGAAGGAGAAAAGAAGAAGUUAAGGUGCAUCUAUUCUUUAGAGGCGACAGACAGUAAAGUGCGACAAAAAAGAGAAUAUACAUUGUGUUGUGACACAUACGACAUAUAUACAUAUUGAAUCGUAUAAGUGAGCGUCGUCUGAAGUGAGCGUAUGAAAUGAAACACAAAUUAUUGGCAGACAAAGCUAAAUAAUUUUUCCGUUUUCAAAACAAAAACCCCAAGCAACAACAACAAGAGAAAAUACAGAGAAUCUCGAUUGUGCUCCGGAUUUUGUGCAUCUAAGUAAUCAUUAUCACAUAGCCGAUAAGAGACUGUACACAGCAAAAUUUGGACCGAUACAAGUUGACGUCGUUUAAACGGAUCGUGAUUUGUUUCGUUUGAGUGAGCGAAAGAGAUUUUGUGUAUAUGUGCGUGUUUUUUUGACGCAAAAGCUUUUUAAUUCACACCUUUUCGGUAUUGUGCAUUCAUUUCAAUACUUGCGAUCAACGUGUAACGAUUGCGAGUGAUUUGUCACCGUUGUCGUUGUCGUCAACGAUUAUUAGACCAAAAGAGAGAGACAGAGAGACGGAGAUUGAGUGCGAAACAGAGAUACGCAUCCGAAAAACUGAGUGCAACCGAAACGACCAAAACAACAACAUUGUGUGCCAGUGCCGACAGUGUCUACAUCACAUCAAUUCAGUGUCAUUGCGCGACUGCUCGCAUAAACAGAGUUGACAACUGUGUAGCAACAGACUAUCAACUAUAACUAUUGAUUCAAAAAAACAAAACAUUUUUACUCCGGAAGCAGAACAUCCAUUACCCAUGAUCUCAGUUCAGUCAGGUUAUGCAGGAAUGGAGCGUUUCGGCGUUGAUGUUGGCUUAGGAUCGCCUCCAAAUCAUCGUCGACGAAUGCGUUCUGAUUCUGUGCAAAGCGAUCUUUUGCUCGGUGCCAAUACAUCGAUAUUGAGCAGUAAGCCGGAAAGUCGCAACAGUUUAUUGACCGAAAAGCAUCAUCACCAUCAUCUCCACCAUCAUCGGCACCACUGUCAUCGGUGCAGCGAUGAGAUCAUACGCUGUCCACAUCACGUUGCUUUGCCAGACGGUGAAUGGAACCAUCCUUUUAGUAAUUUACAAUCGCAUGCGGAAAUAACGCGUUCCUACAUUCGUGCGCCGCCGAAUAAAACGGCAUUAGAAAUCAAUUUGCCGGUACAGAAACUGAAUAUGUCGGUGAUGAAAUUGAAUAGUCCGUCAUCGGCGCAAGAAUUGAAUAUACCAUCGAUCACAAUGUCAUCGGGUGGAAAUUCCGUGGCGUCAUCAAUAAAUAAAUCCAGACAUAAUCCGAUAGCAAAAUUUUUCACACGAAUCAGUAGCGUACCAACGGGGACACAACAACAAUCAAAAUCAGCGUCAGCAUUGUCACAAUUCCACCACCACCACAGCAGUACAGAUUGCCAGUCGACAUCACCAUCGCCCUCAUCAUUAUCGUCGUCAUCGUUAGUCUGCGUUACAUCAUCACCUUCAUCCACAUCUUUAUCACUGCUGCAAACCGAAGACUCGCGAUAAAAAGCUUUUUCGUUUUGUUCUCUUUCCAUCAUACAAAAUCAAUGAUAAUAUUAUUAAAAAAAACAACAACAAAAUAACAACAGCAACAACAACAUUUAAAAAUUGAACUAAGAAAACAGAGAAGAAACGAAGCUCAUUUGCAAAUUUAGCUAAACAACAAAAUAAAAAAAUGAAACGUCAAACGGUAGUAGUAACAACAACAGUGUAACAAAAAAUAACAACAACAAAAAGAAAACCACCAACCACACGUCGAUGACGACAACAAAGAAAAUGAAGUGCAGACGAUGGGAAAUUUGAAACAAGAGUGAGCGCCAAUGGGCCAUUUGGAGCGGCAGCACACAAUUGCCAUUUCAUUGGUAUUGUGUGUGUUAUUGCAGCGGGCGCAAUUCACUCUUUGAGUGCCAGCCACUGCAUUCUGUUCGAAUCGGCGUGUCUUGGGCGAGUGGGGAACGGUGUGUGAUCGCAACUGGGAAAUGUGAUUCAGAAUCUGCGCGGCCAAGUCGUACAAAAUGCCAAAAACACACACACAUAUAUAUAUAUUAAUGUACAUUAGGAUAGGCAUCAAUGGUGCCACCCAAGUGCACACCAGCCAGACCAAACAUGUGGUUAAAAGCGUAUCAAAUUUAUAAGAGACACAUUGAGAAUAGCAAAAAAAAAAACAUAAAAAAGCCAACGUAGAAACAAACCACUCAUUAUAUGUAUAUGUAGUUGCAAAUAUUUUGUACUGUGUAGCCCAUUUUCAAGUUUCUCAGUGUGCGUACGAAUGCUGCGAAUUAGGGUGGAAUCUAUUCGGAUGAAAAGAAGAAGAAAAUAGACGGAAGACGAGUGAGAGAGAAGGGUUGAGAAAAUACUGUUGGGUUUCUUGAGUCUUGAUGGAAAAAGAACCAGACGCACACAAUAGCAAAAUAAUAAAGAAGAGAAAAACUGAAAUUGAAAGAGUUGAAGGUGAACUAGGAGAAGCAGAAGAAGAUGAAAAAUGCAAGAAAAUUUAACAAUAUUUUAACAAACCGAGUCCAUUCCACUUGGUACACAUCACUUAGUCUUUAACUUUUACGAUAAAAUGUAAUUUUUUAAAGAUACAAACUGUUUCACUUACACACACGGACACAUUUUUUUCUAAAUUUUUUUUUUCUCAUUCAUUUCGUUUUGUUCCAAUACGAAAACGCUUUUGGUGUGUGGUAUAUGUUUGUAGUAUGCUCAACAAAAGCGCAAUUGAAUUGAUGCAAUUGGGAAAUAUGUAAAUACUAUUUGAUAGAUCAAUGAACAAACCAAGUCGUCGCUUUUCAUGUGUUCUCCCCUUCAGUUCUUCUUAGCUUUAGUAUACCUAGAUGAACCUUAGUAUCAAGAGAGAAAGAAAGCUAGAGAAAAUAAAGAAAACAAAAACUAAAAAGAAAAAAAUGAUGGCGCCAUGCUACGUUGAAACCAGGACUCAAGUGCACCCUCGGAAAAUUUGGAAUGAAAUGAAAUUUUUCAAGUAUUUGCUAAAUAUAUACAUAUUUAUACACUUUUUGAUUCUUUCGUUCAUUGUAAUUUCUCCAAAUUUUCGGAAUUUCCCUCAUUUCGCGCUUUUUUCAGCAGCUCUCCGUAGCCUUUCAAUACAAAAUUAUCCACCACUGUGAAAUGGAAGACAAAAAAAAAAUUGAGAAAAACUAAAAAUAGAUAUCAACUGCAAAAUAUUUUACAAUUCUAUCACAUGAGAACAGAAAUUAUUCAAAAACAGAAGAAUACAGAGUCUUGUCAUGGGAUUUAUCGAACAUUCGGUGUGCAUUAUUAACAAGUUAAAUUUCAAUGUAUGAACAAUUUCCAGGAAUGAAUUUGAAAUGUGAACAAUUUAGACAAGUCAAAGAUGAAUAAAAAGAAACAAAAAAGAUAUGGAUAAAAACGACGGACAUGUGUGUUUGCUUAUGUAAAUAUGGAAUUCGAUUUAUAAUAAGAUAUAACAAUAAAAUACUAAUUAAACUAAUUAAAAAAAAACACACACACACACAAGAAAUGAAAUUAAUUUUCUCAAUUUUAGUUCUUUUGUUAUUAUUUUGUUUCUUCGAUAAUAUUUAAAUGAAAUUAUUUUUCAUCAAGACUUAGACUUUGAAAUGCGUUAAAAAUGUAUUUGGAAAUUCUUUUCGUCUGCAAUUGUUUUGUAUCGACGGAGCAAUUUCGAUGGCAAUGGGCAUACUCAACAAUCGAGUACAAUAGAAUACACAUAUACAAUGUGGGCUUAGAUUAUUUAAUUGACAUUGACAUCAGCUGAAGCCGCCGCCGCCGUAACACACACAUACACACAGAAUAAAACCUAAAAUAAAUGAAAUAAAAAGUCGAAACGCUAAAGAGAAAAGAAAACACACAAUCUAUUAUUAUCAUUAUUAUUACUAGUAGUAGCUUCAUAGAUGUAAUAACGAACAAUUCCAUGCACUAUGAUUAAUGGUUAAGCAAAAGAGAGGAAAUGAAUAACAAAAAAAAUAAUAGCAUUAAGAAUUUUUAAUUAGUUUGAUAUUUAAUAUUUGAUGAAGUUGAACGAGAGACAGAGAGAAUGCUUUGAAACAAGGCGUUCACAUUUCGAAAAUUGCGAAAAAUAAAUAAAUAAAUAUAUUAUUAUAUUAAAGAAAAUCUAUUUGAUUCGAUGUAAAAAAAAAACUGAAACAGACAAAACAAUGCUGAUGAUUGAUUUGAUGAAACGUAAAGGUGCGUGUAGCCACGUUUAAAAGCAGCGAACCGGCAUUGUGUGUGCGUGAAUAUGAAUAUGAAUUUAAAAAAAAAAAACAAUUUUAUUUUCGAAUCCCCGUUUUCGGUUUUUCAACUCAAAAUAUAGUAUAUAUAUAUAUAUAUAUAUAUAUAUAUAUAUGUAUAUAUUAUAACUAGAAAAGACUGCAGUUCAUCAGAAAAAAAAAACUAAUAGGAAAGUCAACGACAGUUUUUUUCUUCUGUUCAUUCUUUCUUCUUUUUUUUUAAAUUUAAUUUAAAUAAUUCAAUGCACUGAAAGCUAUAAAUUAGAUUUUAGACAUGAUACAGUUCGGUAUAGAAAACAGGAGCGAAUACGGUAAAUGUGUGUUUCACUUCUUUGAUUGAUGAAAAAUAAAUAAAUUUAACAAUAAAAAAAAAGUGCUACAAAUUGAAUUUGAUGAAUUGAUCUAUGAACAACCAAAACAACAAUCGCCAAAACAAGUUCGGACUCUUCUCUGACCGUCGAAUGGCAUUCGUCUUUCCGCUGACUGAGCGAAAACUGAAAACUUCUUGGGACAAAACCACACCUACUUGUCAUAUGAAUGGAAUGAACCAAUAUUUGCUCGCCGAUAUAUUCCAUUUUGGAUAAAGAAGAAUUUACACAUCACUUUUCUUUUCCGCCAAGUUGUGUGGCACUUUUGUGUUUGACUUUCACGUAUUAUCCGGAGUACUACUUGUGAAUGCGUAUUUGCGCGCCCUGUAUGUGUAUCCGUGCGUACGCACUCGUGUAUGAGUACACGCAAUCACAGCCUUGACAAUUCCAGCCCAAAGGAAUUAACUCUUAUUUUGAAAUGAUAUUAAGCAUAUAAAUACAGAUUGAUAUGACUUGUGGGUGCAAACACGAAUUUUAGAUUGAAUGGGAAAAUGAAUGGGCAACAAAAAAAAAACCGUACACGAAUCGAAUGUAAUAGAAAAAAAACGAAACGAAUCAUCUUCACUGAGGUGGGAAUAUCAAAAGCCAAAUGUCUAUUUUUUUUGUCAAUUUUUCAUUUGGAUUUUUAUCAUUCCAAUAAUUCAACUCAACGCAUUUCGAUGGGGCCCGAUUGCGACAAUUUUUCUGGAUUUGAACCGAAUAUUUGUUUUUCGUUUCAUUUCCCUAGAUAAAUUACAAAAUAGCAUAAAAUCACGAUAUUACAUGUAUACAAAGAGAAAUAUAUAGACAUUCUAGUUCCUAAUUUUAUCAUUUUGACAAUUCAAAUAUGCAUAAAUAACUAACUCAAUCUGAUUUGUAAAAGAUGAUUAUUUUUUGUUCGGUUCGAAAUAAACACUGAGGAGAAAACACUUGUCGUUGUAAAAAAUAAAUUCCAGGGCAAUUUCUAUCUCCUCCUCAACAAGAAAAAAAAAACAGAAAUCUCUCACACGCCACACCACACCACACAUUUUAUUUAUUGCACGCUGGCUAAUUAACACGUUUUGAGACAUGCGAUCGAAACGAGCAGCAAGGACUCAAUUGUGUCGAUGAUGCGAAUAUGAAAUCAAAAAAAAAGAAAUAUAUUUAUAGAUUGGUACACUCUAAAUGAAAGAUGCUUAGUUACUGCGUUCGCAAAUGUGACAGGUGAAUAUUAAGCAAAAUGAAAAGGAAACAAAAAUGAGCCGAAAAUUCUAUGAGAUAAUUUUAGAAUAAUCAGUUUGUGGUACAUUGAAUUGCUAUCGGUUGCACAUAUUACAUACACAUUUUAUUGCAAGGAGAAACACAGAACUGAUUGCGUUUAAAGAAUUAAAAACAAAAAGAAGACGACGAAGAAAAAGAAGGAGAAGAAUAAAAAGAAAAAUUAUUUAAUAAAAAAAAAAAAAAUCAAAUGAACACUAUUUUCGUAUUUGCCAUUUACGGAUUUAACUUUUAUGUAAAUUAUAGAAAAAAAAACAAAACAAAUGAAUAUUAUGAACAAUAUAGAAUCUUAAAUAUGUUAGUUUAUGAAAUCAUCAAUUACAUCACUUUUACUUAAACAAUUUGUAUCUUCAUUCAACUACGACAACAACAAAAAUACAAUCAAUAUCGUUUAUUUUCA
Sitodiplosis mosellana (orange wheat blossom midge) is the source of this 6992-nucleotide messenger RNA. RefSeq lists its product as uncharacterized. The transcript has 5 exons. Bases 1525 to 2265 code for a protein of 246 amino acids. The record is from RefSeq and is a predicted model, not a curated record. Lineage: Eukaryota; Metazoa; Arthropoda; Insecta; Diptera; Cecidomyiidae.